GUGUAUAAAAUGCAGUCAGACACUCAGUUCUGAAGUGGAAAGUUACUUCUUGAGGGUUUAUAUCUUGUUCUUUUGUCCCAUGUCCCUCUGUAGCAUCAUGAAUCUGUGGCUGAGUGGUGUUAUCCUCUUUGCUUCGCUGUUUCUGUGCAGCUCAGCUCCGACACCUGAAGAAUGCAACCAGCUGGUGAAACCUUUAUCUUUUGCUGACCCCUCCGUGAUGAAUGGCAGAAUGCACUUCAUUGCAGGUUACACGAACCAUAAAGUUUCUAAGGCCAUCCUAAAGAUAACUGAGAGCUCCUGGGUGAACAUCAAAGCAUCUCCAUCCAGCAACACUCAGGUUCUCAUGACUCAGGAGGACAAGUUAGGUGGGGUCUGUCUUGGUUCAACAGUAAGAGUGACGAUAGACGGAGACACAGCAAGAGCAUCAGUUCCCAACAUGAACUCUGUUUUCCACGUCCUGCCGAGCUGCAAUGGCUGUCUGCUCGUCAGUAUCAACUCCACUGCCAGACACGUGAAGGAGUUCCUCAAGAUUAUGAAAAUCAAGGAGACCUUUGAGGAUGAUGAGCUCCAUGUUCAAUCUCUUUACCUCUUAAGCAGGGAGUUCACCCUGACGGACUCUGAUCUGGAGCAUUUCAAGAAGCAGGCAAGCUGCCUCGGCUUCUCUGGAGAGCCAGACUUCCGCUACAAUCCUACAAAUACUUUCUGUCAGGAGGGAGAAGGCCUCAGGCUGCCGCAUUCACAAAACUCAGAUCCAACACCUGAAGAGUGCAAGCAGCUGGCGAAACCUUUAUCUUUGGCCGACCCCUCUGUGAUGUUUGGCAGAACACACUUGCUUGCAUUGUACACGGAUCAUGAUUUCUAUAAAUCAGACAUUAAGAUGAUCGACAGCUCCUGGUCGAACAUCACAGCGUCUCCAUCCAGCAGUUCUCAGGUGCUCCAGACUCAGGAGAUCAAGAUUAAUGGAACCUGCCUUACUACAUUGCUCAACAUGACGUUGGACGGCAACACAGUGACAUCAUUCUUUUCGAACGGGAGGUCCGUCUCCCACAUCCUGCCCAGUUGUGAUGGCUGUCUGGUCUUCAUUUCGAACAUCACCAUCAACCAUGUUACUGAUGCGGAUGAGAUCCACACUCGAGCUCUUUAUUUCUUAGGCAGGGAGUCCACCCUGAAGGACUCUGAUCUGGAGCACUUCAAAAAGCAGGCGCGCUGCUUCGGUUACUCUGGAGUGCCAUACUACCGACACAAUCCUGAGAAAGGUUACUGUCAGGAGGGUGAAGGCAUCAAAGUGCAAUACUAACAAAAACUGUUAAACCUGCCUGAGAGACGAAUUAAAAAAACAAACCGAUUUGUCCGUGUCUAAUGCAUGAUGACUUAAACCAGUGGUUUCAGACUUGUUUUAUCAGAUAUGUCUGAAUCAGAGGUCCGUAUCGACAUUUCUGCAAAGGAACUUCUUGGAAAUGUGCAGAUAGGAAUCACAUAUUAGAUUGAGAUUCAGAGGCUUGUGAAGCGAUAAUAAAAUGGUUGACGAUGCAAUUUUCUGACUUUCACUGUAGGAUGAUCUUUCUUCACUUGUGACUCAGUUAUUGAUUUCAGUUUGUUCCUGUUGUCCCACUUUGUACAGCUAGAUGCUGGGUACUGUAACAUCUGGAUGUAACCUCAGUCCAACAGCUGGAAUGAAAAAUAAGUACCUCCUAAAGGGAAAGGGAAUUUGAAUUGUACAAUGUUAAUUUUUUUAAAGUUAUUACAGCCUCUUAUUAAUUUUUUGAAAUAAAGGAAUUUUUGCACAAUA
Nothobranchius furzeri (turquoise killifish) is the source of this 1789-nucleotide messenger RNA. The record is from RefSeq and is a predicted model, not a curated record. NCBI's taxonomy places the organism in Eukaryota, Metazoa, Chordata, Actinopteri, Cyprinodontiformes, Nothobranchiidae.